This is a messenger RNA of Dioscorea cayenensis subsp. rotundata (Guinea yam), 873 nucleotides long. Its product is annotated as glucan endo-1,3-beta-glucosidase-like. Gene Ontology annotation, biological process: carbohydrate metabolic process. The record is from RefSeq and is a predicted model, not a curated record. The transcript has a single exon. Gene Ontology annotation, molecular function: hydrolase activity, hydrolyzing O-glycosyl compounds. NCBI's taxonomy places the organism in Eukaryota, Viridiplantae, Streptophyta, Magnoliopsida, Dioscoreales, Dioscoreaceae. Gene Ontology annotation, cellular component: plasma membrane. The coding region runs from base 1 to 873 and encodes 290 amino acids.
AUGGAUCAACAUUUAUUAUUUUUUUUAGAUGGACAAUCUAUUGGGGUAUGCUAUGGUAGACUUGGUGGUAAUCUUCCCUAUCCAAGUGUUGUGGUAUCCCUCUACAAAUCCAAGAACAUAAAUGCCAUGAGAUUCUAUGAUCCUUACAAUGUUCCCCUCCAAGCUCUUAAAGGCUCAAACAUUACAUUUAUUGUCAUUGUCCCUAAUGACAAUCUCCAAUGUUUCGUUUCUGAUGCUUCGGCUGCCAACACCUGGGUUCAAAAUAAUAUAAAAGCUUAUUGGCCUGCUGUUAAAUUCAAGUAUAUUGCAGUUGGUAAUGAAGUUAUUCCUGGAAACUUAGCACAAUAUGUCCUCCAAGCCAUGCAAAAUAUUCAUAAGGCAUUAACUUCAGCCGGCUUGCCAAACCAAAUCAAGGUUUCGACCGCUAUAUCCACUACAGUCCUAGGCACAUCAUACCCUCCUUCCUCAAGUUCAUUCUCUUCUGUGGCAUCACCAACUUUGGGAUCCAUCAUCAAGUUUUUGAGCUCAAAUGGAUCACCUCUCUUGGCUAAUGUAUACCCUUACUUUAGUUAUGUUGGAAACACUAGGAGUAUUGAUCUUCGAUAUGCUUUAUUUACAUCACCUGGAACCGUCGUAAUUGAUGGAUCGUUGCAAUAUCAAAACCUAUUUGAUGCCAUAGUUGAUUCAUUGUAUUCAGCGCUAGAGAAGGUUGGUGGAUCUAAUGUGGGAAUUGUUAUAUCAGAUAGUGGUUGGUCUUCAGCUGGAGGGACUGCAGCAACUAUUGACAAUACUUGGAUUUAUAAUCAAAAUUUAAUCAAUCAUGUCAGAAAGGGAACACCAAAGAAUCCUAAAGCUAUAGAUGUUUAUAUAUAA